Messenger RNA from Cuscuta europaea, 467 nucleotides. NCBI's taxonomy places the organism in Eukaryota, Viridiplantae, Streptophyta, Magnoliopsida, Solanales, Convolvulaceae. The record is from the annotation of a GenBank genome assembly.
UCUCCACACAAUAAUCCUUGGAAAAGUUGUCAAGACUUAUUGAAUCAAUCUCACCAUAUUGAUAAAGUCAUCGAAGCACAAACUCUAGAGAUGAAGGAAGGUAACCGCUUACGGGUUAUGACCUCUAUUGAUGUUGUUCGGUGGUUGGCUUCGCAAGAAUGUGCUCUACGAGGUCAUGAUGAAUCCUCUAGUUCUAAAAAUCGAGGUAAUUUUCUUGAAAUGAUUUCACUUUUAGCAUCAUAUAAUGAACAAGUUGCUAGUGUUGUCUUGGAUAACGCUCCAAAAAAUGCUAUGUAUACUUCUCCCAAAAUUCAAAGUGCGCCAUAAGAUUCGACAUGAUUCGACAUGAUAUUGGUAAAAUGUAAAAUGUGGAGUUUUGACAAUGUAACUAAUCGAAAUGUAAAUCAUGUUUAUGGAAAUGUAUAUUGAGUCAAGUCGAAAUGUAAAUUAAGUUAAUAGAAAUGAAA